This is a messenger RNA of Paramecium sonneborni, 822 nucleotides long. The record is from the annotation of a GenBank genome assembly. NCBI's taxonomy places the organism in Eukaryota, Ciliophora, Oligohymenophorea, Peniculida, Parameciidae.
UAAAUAGUUAAUUUGAAAUAUGAACGAGAUUUUACUUAAUUCUUAAUCAUCCAAUUAUUUGAGUGAAGAAAUUAUCAAUAAAGCUGCCAAAGAUCCAGAAGCCAGAAACAAUAUUAUUAAAUUCGAAUAGUAAAAAAUAUAUUAAUUAAAUAAGUAAAUUGCUAUCUGUCUAUGCUCAUAAAUUUUCUAUCAUUUUAUUGCCUAAAACUGAUUAGAUUACAGGUAAAAUAUUAAAAAAUUAAAUAGAAUGGCAUGGAAUGAUUAGUAUUUCAUAUGGACUUUAUGCUAAAGGAAAAUUUAAAUUUAUAUUAAACUUCCCUAAAACAUUUCCAGAAUCUAUUCCUAAAAUUAGAUUUCUAUGUCCACUAUUCCAUCCUUUAAUUGAUGAAUACAAUAAUGUAGAUGUUGACACACUUAUUCCAAGAUGGAAAUAUGGAUAAGAUUGUAUGGUUUAUAACUUAUUAAACAAACUCUAUGAAAUGUUUAUCGAUGUAAGUUACUAUGAUUGUGUUACAUCCUUUAACCCUAGAGCAGCAUAAUUAUUUUCUAAUGACAUAAAUUCAUAUGCUGAAGAAGUGAAAAAACAAAUAGUCUAUUCAGAAUAAUAGCUUUAUGAAAACCAGGUUGAUUUCGUUCUUAAAGUAAGUUGUUUAAAUAAUUUAUUAGUUAAAAGAACCAACCUACAAUACUUAAACAAUUCUUUAAAAAUUGUAGGAUAUCAACUCUUAAAAAAAUUUAUCAUUUGAAUAAAAGAAGAAGGAUCUACUUAAUUUCAUAUUGUAAUAAAGUAAGGAAAACAAAAUAUCAUAAUGAAUAAUCAAG